Messenger RNA from Rhinichthys klamathensis goyatoka, 1288 nucleotides. RefSeq names its product axin interactor, dorsalization associated (gene aida). Gene Ontology annotation, molecular function: phosphatidylinositol binding. NCBI's taxonomy places the organism in Eukaryota, Metazoa, Chordata, Actinopteri, Cypriniformes, Leuciscidae. Bases 189 to 1100 code for a protein of 303 amino acids. Gene Ontology annotation, biological process: determination of ventral identity. The record is from RefSeq and is a predicted model, not a curated record. Gene Ontology annotation, cellular component: membrane. The transcript is spliced from 10 exons.
CGGUGCAGUCGCAGGCCAGGUAGUUCGGUUGCACUCUCGCAUCAGGCCUGUGGCGGUGAGUGUCGGUGCCACCGGUGCUUCCGGAGCCCAGUGUGUUUCCCUGCGGUGCGCAACAAUGCGGCGCUGGAGAUAAAACUCCACCAGCGAUGUCAGAAACCAAAGCCUUCGCGCAACUUUAACCCGAGAAGAUGUCAGAUGUCAGCAAGACCGGCCAGAAAUGGCACGCGAGUUUUAGAAAGGGCACGGACUUUGAUUCGUGGGGGCAGCUGGUGGAAGCCAUCGAUGAAUAUCAAAUACUCGCAAGGCAACUUCAGAAAGAAGUGCAGUCAUCAAACUUGCAUGAUUUCACAGAGGAACAGAAGAAAACCCUGGGGAAGUUUGCAACAUGCCUUGAAAUGCGAAGUGCAGCCUUACAGUGCACACAAUCUCAAGAGGAGUUCAAGCUAGAAGAUCUGAAAAAACUGGAACCCAUUAUUAAGAACAUUCUGACUUACAACAAAGAUUUCCCUUUUGAUGUCCAACCAGUGCCUUUGAGGAAGAUUCUUGCACCGGGUGAGGAGGAAAACCUUGAUUUUGAGGAGGAUCUGGACGCUGGUACUGGAGCAGGUUCAACACCAUCAUUCCCUUCAAGGGUGCCAGGUACUCUGUUGCCACGGUUACCCUCGGAGCCGGGAAUGACUUUGCUCACGCUGGCGAUAGAGAAGAUCGGUCUGAAAGAUGCAGGACAGUGUAUCGACCCGUACAUCACAGUCAGUGUUAAAGAUUUGAACGGUAUAGACUUGAAUCCAGUUCAGGAGACUCCAGUGGCCACGCGGAAAGAGGACACGUAUAUUCAUUUUAGCGUGGAAGUGGAAAUCCAGAAACAUCUAGAAAAACUACCGAAAGGUACAGCUAUUUUCUUUGAAUUCAAACACUACAAACCCAAGAAAAGGUUCACCAGCACUAAGUGUUUUGCCUUCAUGGAAAUGGAUGAAAUCAAACCAGGUCCCAUUGUUAUAGAAUUGUACAAGAAACCAACUGACUUCAAGAGGAAAAAGCUCAACCUCCUGACGAAGAAACCACUUUACCUGCACCUUAACCAGACUUUGCACAAAGACUAAAUAAAGAUCAUACAGCCAAACACACAAAGGACAGGAGAGGGAUACACUCUGUGUGUCGACUCUCACAUUCCUUGCAAUAUCUGACUCUUUUAUUCAUAUCCUCAGUCGGAUGUCUCCAUCGCUCUUCAUCUGAAAGAGAGUUGAGCAUUUCAAAAACUGAAUGGUGUACAAAGAAAUGCUCUGUAUGA